This is a messenger RNA of Dreissena polymorpha, 6056 nucleotides long. Its product is annotated as WD repeat-containing protein 49-like. The transcript has 32 exons. Lineage: Eukaryota; Metazoa; Mollusca; Bivalvia; Myida; Dreissenidae. Bases 195 to 3752 code for a protein of 1185 amino acids. Gene Ontology annotation, molecular function: calcium ion binding; protein binding. The record is from RefSeq and is a predicted model, not a curated record.
UUCAAAAUGGCGACCAAAACAAGCUGUCGUUGAGUAUGUUGAAGUGCGUUGAUGUAGUUUGAUUUUGUUUUGCAUCAUUUUCGCGUAAAUGGAUUCAUCAACAAUGAAUGAAUGCUUUUACAUACAUAUGAAAUAAAAACAUUCAUGUUUUGAUGGGAAACCAAACAAAAGCAUUUUAAGGCCAAGUGUUUACCAUGUCUACUCUACCUGUGGCUGGUGGUAGCCCUACCAGGUCCUCCAAGCUGGAAAAUCCAGACGGGACCGCCUCCAAGCUGGAGAUUCACUCUGGUCGCACUCCAGACCGCCAGGAAAAGCAUGAGAAGAGGAAAAGCACUUCAAACUACUCCACAUCAAGUUUACAUCCAUCCAAACAUUCUCUGUUCAGAGGGAAAGUUGUUAAUUUGGACACAAAGCUUGAGAACAGACUGAACAUGAAGGACCUAGACAGGCUGCAGGAUGCAUUCAUGCUAUCCAAUACUUGGUCUAAUGAAGGUGACGGCUAUGACAACAAGCUGAGCCUGAAUCGGGACCAGUUCUGCGAGGCCCUGACCAUUCUCCUCAACAAGGGAUCCAAGGAAGAGUACCUAGAGUUGUUUGACAAGAUCGAUGUUACCCGUGAAGGCACCGUGGACUGGGACAAGUUUGCCUCUCACAUGCUGCUAGAGUUCUAUGAGAAAGAUGACCGCGUCAAGUCCACCCAGGUCCCACAGUGGAAGGAUCUGAAACAUCUUAACAGCCCUCACAAGGACUCCAUCCAGAGAGUUGCAUUUUUAAAGAAUGCUAACAAAUACAUAGCCAUUAGUAAGGAAGGGUCCAUAUCAAACUGGGGCCUGGACAUGAAGCUUCAGCGAGCCCUCAAGACUGGCACUGACUCAUGCAAGGCCAGGGACCUCUGGGUGACCAACUUUGUGAUUCUGCAAAAUGUCAACAAAAUUGCUCUGUCGUUCACUAGCAAGGAGAUAGCGAUCUACGACCUGAGUUCCAAGGUAGAGUUCCUGUGUCAGUACAAGGUGCAGAACCUGAAAUCUACCCCUCUAUGCCUCGACUACUGGUCCAAUCCUAUGAAUCCUAAUGAUGCUGUACUAGUGUUUGGAGAUGUAGGCGGGUUUGUCAAUGCCCUGUUCUUCAACACCGCCCAGAUUGCGCUGUUUGAGCGUCCGCCUGCACCUGCUGGAGAGAAGCAAGAGACGUGUCUAAAUGUGGACCUCAACCAGGUGGCAAGCGGGAAAUUUAAGAACGUUACUUACACAAAGUACCACGCCCACAAGAAAGAUUGGACACGCCAAGUGCGCUACUCUCAUUACCUUGAGUGCUUCAUCAGCUGCGCCUCUAGCACUCAGCGCUCUCUCGCCAUUGGUUGGAUGGAGAAACACAGUUCCGUCAACCAACCUAACAGACACAACUGGAGAUAUAUGCCCAGUGCCACUGGCAAGAAGGAGAUUCAGCGUACAUCCCUGUUCACCAUCCCUCAGGGGGUCAAUGGCUUUGACUUCAGUGAUCAGCUUAAUCUUAUUGCCACAGCAGGUGUCAAUCACCAGGUCUGUCUGUGGAACCCUUACGUCGUCUCCAAACCAAACGGGAUCCUGCGUGGUCACAUGGCUAGCGUGGUGCAGGUGCAGUUCAUCAAGUCACGUGGUCAGCUUAUCAGCUUCUCUAAGGACAAGGUCCUCCGCAUCUGGGACGUGCAGCUACAAGUCUGCAUACAGAGACUCGCUGGCAUGUUCCCCAAAGGACCUGAAGUUCAGAGUUGCCUGUUCUUUGAUGAGGGCAAGGACAGGCAGGGGGUAGAGAGAAACAGGCUGUUCAUAUCGUUCAACUACCAGCUCACACUCAUGGAGAUGAAGGCAGAGAUCAAGGACAGGAUCAUGUCACAUGACAAACCCGUGGUAGCAGCACUGUAUAACUCUGUCUACAAUCAGGUGGUCAGUGUGUGCCAGGGGGGCACCAUGGUGAUGUGGAUGAUUGACACAGGUCAGAAGGUCAAGCAGUUCAACAACUGCCAUGGUAGCGCAGAGGUCACCUGCCUCACACAGGAUGCCACGGAAACCAAGCUUAUGACAGGGAGCACGGAUGGAAGUGUCAAGAUCUGGGACUUCAAUGGUCACUGCUACCAUGAGCUGGAGUGCUCCGGUGGUCAGCCCGCUGACGUGGGUCAGAUUGUGAACCUCAAGAGAAGCACUGUAGUGGUCGGCUGGGCCAAAUACAUAGCAGUUUUCCGAGACACAAGUUUCCGCCAGCACCACGUUCAACCAGCCGACUGGAAAGGGGGUCAGGAGCACUCAGAGGAUAUCCUUUGUGCAGCCUUCCAGCCGCCCAGCUGCCUGGCCACAGGCUCGUACGAUGGAGAGAUUGUAAUCUGGAACACAAACUCUGAGCACUCCUCCAAACACCUCACCCAGAGGAUGAAAAAGCCGACCAAGUCACGUAACAGCACUUAUGUGAAAACAAGGGAGAACACAAGUGUCUCAGUCUCCUCACAACCGAGGUCUCGGGCAAUGUCGCGUGUUUCUGCGCAGAGUAAACAGAGCGGUGGUGAGCGGAGGGAAAGUUUAGCAGAAGUAUCGGACAUAGAGGAGAAUGAGUACAACAGUUCAAUAUCAACGCUGAUUUUCCUUGAGGCCAGGAAGGGUAACUCUGCUGGGGGAGGGGCAAACCUGGUGUCAUGUGGCGGUAACGGGAUGGUUAGGUUCUGGAACACGGCCCACACAAAACUGCUGGCAGAGUUCACCGCUCACGCUCAUGCGGGGAGCAUAAUUAUGGCAACAGACAAGAAGAACCAGUACCUGGUGACGGGGGACGUGGACGGGUGGCUCAAGGUAUGGGACAUCUUGGGGUAUGCUGCACACGCUACCGAGAACAUCAUCACCACACCACCAGCCCUGCAGACCCAGUUCCAGCCCCACCAAGACAUGAUCAACACCCUGGAGCUGUGUGAGCGUAAUGAGCGCCUCAUUGUCAUCUCAGCCUCCUCCGACUGCAGUGUCUCCAUCUGGGACGUACAUGGCAACCGAAUCGGCACCUUUGGACAGGAGGAACAUUGGAAGAUUGAGCCUUACAACUAUAUAGAGGAGCUGGAGGAGGAAGAAGUGGAGGAGGAUGAAGAGGAAGAGCUGGAGGUGGCAGAGGACAGUGACCAGGAGUCUGAGUGGGCGCCAGACCCCCGUGCUGUAGACCACCCCAGGGAGUACCGCUUCCAGACCUGGGAGUCUACAUGCCUUGGUAAAUCCUACAAGGAGAAGAAUGAGGAGAAGCGUCAGAGACGUCAGCCGGGUACCAUCCCAGACUUGGCCUAUCUGCACUGGGAGAGGACAGGCCAGGCCCCUGCAGGGCCUUACUCUGCCCUAGAAACGAAGUCUUUGAAUGACUUAUAUGUGCCCUCCAAGCCGGACCCUGAAAAAUAUUUCCUGCCAAGAUCGUCCAGUGACAAGAGGACAAAGUUGCCUGCCCUUGCUGACACCCUGAAGACGGCUUACGAUGAGAAAUCGUUAUUUCCGACGUACAUUAGAGAGUUUGAGCUGAAGAUGAAGCAGUAUCAUCAGCAGGCUCUUGCUCAGGUACAGCCAAAGCAGAGUAUCAGCCUGGGCAAGAUGACAAGGCCGAGUCUGCAGAGUAUUGGCACCCAGCUCGGCACUCAGAUGAACAAGGGGACCAAGGCACUGACCCUCAAACAAAAAGGUCUGCCUGGACUGAGGCUCAAACCCAUCGGAGGGAGUGUGGCUUCUAGGAGAAGCUCUGUUACCACAGAGUCAUAGUUGGUGUCCUGGCAUGUUUGGAUGGAUUGAUUUGGUACAUAAAUAAACAAAACAGUCCAAAAAUAUAGAUUUUUAACUUUCUGUCAUUAUAAUGACUUUUUCUGGACUUGCCUGUCUGUUUACUUGCAAUUCUUAUUCAAUAUCAUUAAAUAUUUUUUUGGUGUGCCAGUUGCUGUAUUUUUAAGUUACUAGAAAGACUCUUAAGUAACAACUAUAAUGUUUUUGAGUUAACGUAACCACACAACAUUAACUGAUAAUGAUAAAAUGUUGGUCUCUGUCACUGAUGAAUAGGCAGUACAUUUUCAGCUUGAUUGAUUGGCAUUGUAAGUGACUUCGUAUGUAUAGUCCAGUGAUUUGUGUUUCCUAUAUCUUACAGCCUGUGCCUUUUGGAUUGGUAAAACUAGCUGAUUAUGAUUAUAUGUAACAAUAAUCCAAUUAUUUAUAAGUGAAUGUUUAACUGCAUUUUAAAGUUGAUGUUAUAAAGUGUUACAGAAUUAUAUCCCUGUGUAAUAAACUCAAUAAACUAAUCAUUAAGGUUAUUGAACAAGUUCUGCAUUUGAGAGGGGGUGGGGAAUCGGUCAGAUUGGGGGGAGAAAAAUGUUACUUUUUACCAUUGGGAAACAGCCUGUGAGAGGCUGUAAUUUCAGGCAAAACAUAACUGUAGUCUUAAUACCUACACACAUUUUCAAUCAUGACUGCACCAGUAUUUUAAGGACUUUUGUUGGUUUGAAAAUAUUGUACAAAGCUAGCUUGAAAAAAAAUGUUGUUUGUUACUCAAUUUUAAAACAUAUUGAUGAUAUGUCUUUUUAGCAUUGAUUUUUAUAUGAUUUAUUUUCAUAUUUGUAAAAUCAAUUUGAAUUUUUGAGCAACAUUAAAAAUUUAAUUUAUAUCAUGUGUAAUGAUUGGGGGAAAAUGAGAAACUCUUAAACAUGUUUUGAAAAAAUCAUAUGGAAGGAAACCUUGUUUUGAAACGAAGUAUCUGUAAUAUGCAAUUUUCUUUUGAUAAUCCCCUUUAACUAAAGAUCUGUGAAUAAUUGUGUUUACUAAUAUUUGUUCGCUUUACCAUAGCUAGGGAUAUCGUUGUACUUUUUUUAUUCAUUUGAGAGGAACAACUCUCUGAUACUUAUUUAUUUUUGGGGUAUGAUAUGACUUGCAGGCAUUAUAUGUAAUUAUUUGUGUGUGUCAAAUGCCUUUGUUCGCUGGUAUUUAUAAACUGUCCGUUACUUUUCAAAUGUCUUUUAAGUUAAUUAUAUAUUUCUUGUAAAUGCUUAUACUGUGAUAAUUUGCUUUACAUAAUGUCUUUAAAACAAAACUUGAAUAAAAAAAACUGCCCCCUGGAGAUUAGUGUGCAUCAUGUUUUACAGUUUGUACUUUUAUUAUGCUCCUCCAAAAAAAUUUGGGGGGAGCAUGUAGUCGCCGCUUCGUCUGUCUGUCCUUCCGUCCGUCCGUGUGUCCUUCCGUGUGUCCAUCCGUGCACAAUUUUUGUCCGGGCUAUUUCUCAGCAACUAAUUACCGGAAUUCAAUGAAACUUUAUGGGAAGCUUCACUACCAAGAGGAGAUGUGCAUAUUAUCAGCAGGUUCUGGUCGGAUGAUUUUUUACAGAGUUAUGGCCCUUUAAAAUAUUCCAUUAACUGUACAUAUAGUGCAAUUCUUGUCCGGGCUAUUUCUCAGCAACUAAUGACCGGAAUUCAAUGAAACUUUAUGGGAAGCUUCACUACCAAAAGGAGAUUUGCAUAAUAUCAGUGGGUUAUGGUCGGAUGUUUUUCCACAGAGUUAUGGCCCUUUGAAAUUUUCCAUUAACUGUACAUAUAGUGCAAUUCUUGUCAGGGCUAUUUCUCAGCAACUAAUGACCGGAAUUCAAUGAAACUUUAUGGGAAGCUUCACUACCAAGAAAAGAUGUGCAUAUUAUCAGCGGGUUCUGGUCGGAUGAUUUUUCACAGAGUUAUGGCCCUUUGAAAUUUUCUAUAAAAAAAAUUCUUGUCCCCCCAACUACUGUGCCCUCAAGACAUUUCCUUUUAUCUGAAUAUAUAGUGCAAUUCUUGUCCCCCCAACUACUAGACGUUUUCUUUUAUCUGAAUAUAAAGUGCAAUAUUGUGACAAAAAAAACCUUUGGGGAGCAGCGCCCAUCUCCGACGGUUUCUUGUUUUAAUUGAAGUCAUUUUUUUUACCUGUUUUCCAUUGUUUUGAUUUAAGAAUGUUUUGGUAAAGGAGUUUCUGGUACAUGUGUUUAUAUGUCGUAAAUGUUUUUCAUAAGUUUAAUUUAAAUUGUGAUGCAAAAAUAAAUAAAUAAAAGAAACCAGCUUA